UCAGCUUUCAUGUUUUUGUUUCAGCUAUCAGCAAUAAGUAGGCUAUACUGCUAUAUGUUUACGAGACAAUGAACAACAAAAAUGAAGUUUUUGCUGCUACUUUGGCAGAGGUUAUGCAAGAUCUAUUGAGUCAAGGCUCAGAAAUGCCACUCCAUUGUAAACCUGCAUUGCUCGUAGGUCGUCAAAGAAGGAGGAGAAUGGAACUGAAUAAACGAUUGCAUUGUUAUCAGCAAUUUAUGUAUGUUUCUGUUAAACUUCUAGAUAAUCUAAACUCAGGGAAAUGUCCGCCAAAAUAUGCACAGAACAAACCUGUUUCUUUUUCAAGUAAUGAUCCCGGGAUUCAUGGACAUAGUGGUAAUGAAAUUGUACCAGAGGAAAAUAGUAGACAAUCACCAUAUUUUGCAGAUGUCAAUCCCAAACCUUCCAUAGAACACCAUGGUCAUGUUAAUCAUUUGGCUCCUAAAACAAAAAAUACAAAUUUCAAAGUUACAUACCGAAAGAUGGAUAUUGAUUCAGUCGAUUGUAUACAAGAAGCUGAAAAAACUUCGGGUCAAGUCAUUAAUAUAUCCUGUAUAUCUGACGAUGGAAGAGGUACCGGUAAUUCAGAUAUAGAUUUAUUGAAUAAAUAUACUAAGAUGAAUUGGGAUUCGAGUGGGGAUGUAAAUUUGGAAUCUAGCAAACCUCAGCAGUGUACUUUAAAUAAUGUUAUAAGGGAUAAACUUGCUAAUAAUGAGUUACCUAAAGUUGAAGAUAAUAAAAAUGGGACAUCAUCACAAAAUGCCUCUCCUGUAUUGAAGCGGAGGAUGAUUUCACCUGUUUUGGUCACAAAAAAGCAUUGCAAUGAUACACAGUUCAAAAAACCUGUGUUGCCUCUUUAUGAUGUAAUAAAAAACCCUUCACUUUGUCAGAAACGACGACUUAGUAAAUUAAUAUGGCAUUCUUCACCUCAUGGAAAGUGCACAAGUACAUUCAGUUCAAUUGCACAACCUUCUAAGAAUUCGCUUAAAGUGCUUGUAACAAGGUCCAAAAAGACUAAAUCACUUCCAUUUAAAUCUGGUUUUCCACUGAAGGAGUGUACAGUCUUGUGUGCUAAAUUAAAACUUUAAUGACAGGAGUAAUUAACAUGAUGAAUACAGCAACAAAUCUUAAUACUUCGUUUUUUAUUAACCAGAAUUCUUUAUUAUAUUUGUACUUUUUUAAUGGUGACGGACGACUCAAGGAAUAAGAAUCUUAUCUGAUGCUCCAGCUGUUUUUUAUCAUUCAAUUUCCUGACAUAAAUUUUGUACUAUGCUUUGUCGAAUUUCUGUAUUUUCAAUACUUUUUAAUUUUUUUCUUUAAAAAUGGUUUGGUGUGUUAAAAGUGCUCAGGUCUUCAAGGAAUUGCAAUAUCUUCCUAAUUUGCUUAUAAAAUGAUUUUGUUUAUUUUCUUGAAAUUUCGUUGCAUUCCUAUUUUUUGUAUCCUAUUUUUACAUUUCCAG
Messenger RNA from Styela clava, 1477 nucleotides. The record is from RefSeq and is a predicted model, not a curated record. Lineage: Eukaryota; Metazoa; Chordata; Ascidiacea; Stolidobranchia; Styelidae.